Molecule: messenger RNA, 6895 nt
Organism: Schistosoma curassoni
Lineage: Eukaryota; Metazoa; Platyhelminthes; Trematoda; Strigeidida; Schistosomatidae
Source: the annotation of a GenBank genome assembly
AACCAGGAGUCUACGUUAUCAAAGUACUGUAAAUUAUGUCUGAAUACAAUUGUUGCUUUAUUCGUGUAUACUUUUCGGAUAUGCAGAAUUAGUAUGUCUUUAUUCAUUGGUUGACUUUUAUGUUGGGUACCGUGAAUUGAAUAUUUAGCAGUUUCAGCACAGUAUCGAAUUAUUCCGUUUAUAAGAACUAUUCAUUUUAUUUGAAAAUAGUUUCGCUCAAUAAAUUGUGAUUUGUUUAUUAAGUGCUGAACACUAAGAAUCUAUCGAUUAAUUGUUCCAGUUUAACUGUACUUUGUGAUCAUUCCCAGUUUUUCUAAAAAUUAGUUUCGCUUCAUGAUAACAACUAUCUUUACGCAUGCUUUUCUCUUGAGGAUUGUUAACAUUAGGAUCGAAUUUUCAGUUACAAGCGAGAAAUUAUUCCUAUUAUAAUUAGGUUAGAAAUAGUUUCCUACUUAAUGUCAUAAGAUGGACCCCUGGCCUAUUGAGAAAUGAAUCUAAACGUUAGACGACUCAUAGGGUAUUUGGCAGUUUGGUCCGGAUUUGAUGAUUUGUAUAAAUAGUGAAUUGGGCAGCCUAUGCUCCUCUACGAGGGGUAACAGGCGUAAAUAAGUAAGUAAUAAAUAGUGAAUUAAAGUAUAUUGUAAUGUAUUAGGUCCUUUUAAGUUAUUUCUUUGUUUAGUAGUAAUAAAACGAGACUUCUUUUGUGUUAACCCAAACUGAAGUUCACCUUUCUAAUCUAUUCCUUUUUAUAAGUCAUAAAUGUUAUUUUUUGUUAGUAACAAAUAAUUUUACAGCUGAUCCAUGUGUUUUGUGAUAGAUAGUUUCUUUUUUGUUGUUGUGCAUUUAUUCGACACUUAGUUUGUAUAUUUGCGGUAUUUCCUCUGUAUUCGGUGUCAACUAUUCCCUAUCGUUUUAUCACCAGUUUUUUAUGACUAAUUUCGGCUUUCAUGUUUAUCUGUUGUGUGUACAUAACUGGCCACCUGCUUUGUUUUUGAACUCUGAGUUCCAUUUCGAUUAUGUAAACGCAUUCAAAUGUAACUUGUAAGUAGUCGGGUGUUUUUGGGAGAUACACCAUGUGUUUAGCGUUUGAAAAAUUUUCACUGUUAGUACUAAUUAAAUUUAUAAAACAUUGAUUGCUUCCAUAUACUAAAUGUUUAACUCUGAGAGUAGUUUUUUUGUUAUAACGUAGAGCUGUUCACUUUUCUCUUUCAAACUAAUAUCUUUCUCUUCUUUGCUGACUAUCUUUGAACUUUGUUAACUUCUUCCUUCUGUGGUGUUAUGAAAUGAGAGCUUUAACUGAUUUGUUUUCUGUGAAAUUCUAUCCUUUCGGUUAAUAAGCAAACUCUAAAGUGUAGAAUGUGAUGUCAUCUCUAAAAUCCAUAUUUAAUAUCGAGUGUCAAUGUUUAAAAAUUUUUGUACGCAGCAGAAAACUACAUUUUGCUUCCAUUAUUGUCGAUCAGUUAGUUCAUCAGUCCCUAUCUUUUCCGUUUAGUCGGACAGCGCUCAAGUAACUGUCGAUUGGAAUCCAGCCAAGAAGAGCUUAUUUCUCUUUCGAACUUAAUGCUGUACCUACACCAGAGGGUCCAUGGGAAGUAGCAGUGGAGUACACAGAUGCAAGAAGAUUAAAUCGCUCUGGUUUUUUAUGCUGACAACGUGAGGUCAGAUUAAUGAUCGUACUUGGAUCUUGUAUGUGCUUUACGGAGACGCACCAUAUAUCGACGACGCGAGAUUCUUCAGUUCUUGCUAAGGAAGCCCGUUGUCGUAUUUGACACAAUGUUCAAACAUCAAAAGCUCCAACAUGCAGUUUAGAACGUGGUUUCAGGAGACGAGGAAUAACAUUUCGUGAACUUGAAUCAUUAUCACUGAUGGCGUUUGGUGUUAAGGAUAUAUAUGGGUUAGUCGUGUAGAUGGAAGAAUUAUUAAGAAGUGAGGGAGGGAUUUUAUCGUCAACAGGAUGAUUUCAGUUGCUGGUAGAGGUAUAAGGGUGGUUAUCGCUUCUCGGUUACCAACACUGUGGAAGGAUAUUUCUUUAGUGGUCUUAAAAGGGGUGGAAUUAGCGGUGGCCUUAACGACCUUGAGAAUGAGCGCGAAGCCCAAGAAACAACCGCUCAAGGCUGGUCGCACACGGCUCUUAUGGAGUUUUUGAUGCAUUAGCUCCUCAUUUCACAAGGCGUUACCGCUGGAGACGGAAACCCAUAGGAUCAGGUGUGACAUUUUUGGGCUCGACCUUUUCUAAUCCCUUCUUUUCUUUGAGAGAAAAUGGCAUUGCUUCAGAUACUGGUCGUUUGAAAGAAACACCUUCUGCACACCCCUCUACAGUGAGCAGUACGACUUCUUCCUCAAUCCUUAAGUUACCACCUUAAUAAUAAUCUUUCUUAUUUCAUUUGUUUAACUGACGACAGUCGUCUCAUCUCCAUUUAUAGUCAUAUAGAAAUUACUGUAUUUCACUAAUUUUCUAUGACCGUAAAUAUUCUGUUUUUUUUUGCUGUCAUGAAAUUGUUUCUUUACGAUGGAUAUUUCUUCAGGGGUCCUACAUCUAUUGGUAGUUCAACCAUAGAGGCAAUCACUCCUAGUCCCAGAUUAAAAAAUACGGGCCAUAUUCGAGGUCAUAAAAAUAGUGAAAACCCAUUCGCACUCAAUUUAAUCUCUGAACGCACCAUGUUUUUCAAUGAAAGUAGUUUCGGGAAUGGUCCUAUCACUGCUGGGUUGAAUCAGAAUUUUAUGGGCUCAGCAGAUCGUACGUUAAAUAAUUGUCCAACGAUUUGUUCAAAUAUCAACUCUAGUUUGUGUACUACGAGUUCAUUAUCUCCGAGUAAUCCAGUUGGGGGUGUAACUACAAAUUUGUCCAAUCCUAAUAUAGUUCUUGGAAGUCUGUAUUCUACUGAUCCAUCAUUGCAGGUUCCUUCUACUGAAUCCCCUUUAAUUGGAAAUUUAGGGAUUUCAAAUAUAGAAGGUAUUCCAGCCAAUGUAUUACUUAGUCUUUUACAUCAACAAACUCAAGCUCUUCAACGUAAAAUCUACAUCAAGUUAGACCACAAUAUAUUUAUUGGAGCUGCAUUUAAUUUAUCCCCGUCUGAUAUUGAAACCAUUGGACUUAUUGAAGAUACUGAAGAUUGUAAUACCAAAAGUUGUGAUAACGAGUUAUCACGGACAACUAUGAUUAGUUUCACUGUUGGUUUUUUGAUGGAUUCGUCGGCACCUCCAUCUGUAUUGUCUUAUCUUACUGAAUUAUCCAGAUUGAUCGGUUCUCAAGUAAGACGUGCAGAAUUAGUGUUUAAUUACCUUAGAGAUCAAAGAGAUAUUAUUGUUUCUACUCUAGAGAAAUAUUCUUAUGCUGAUACUAAUUCAUGGUCCGGUAACUCAACAACAGACUACAACACAAAUAAAUAUGGACCAGAUAACUUAAACUUUUCCAAGUCAUCUCAAUUCUUUUCAAAUAAACGUUAUAUCAAAAUCGCAGAAAGUUCUAAUUCUGAUAGAGAUACUAAUUUUGUUAAUUCUGUCAUGGAUCAAGACUGCAAUGAAUCUAAGCUACCAAAUGCGUUAAAUGCAAAUCAAUCAAUCAAUGAAAAUAUAUCUGCAAAUAACUCUUAUAAUAAUUCUGAUGAUUUUCAUGAUAAGAUAAAUGACGUAACUACAAUGAAUCCACUUGAGAAAUUAGUUCAAAUAUCAUCUUUAUGCGCUGAACUAAAAAGCAUACUUGAUUCAGUUUGUAAAACAGGCCAUGUGAACGUUAAAAUAAACAAGAUUUAUCCAGUCUGUUUCUGUCUACCACACAAAGCUUAUUGUUUAAACAAUAAUGAUGGAAUUUCUAAGUGUAUAGUCGCUGUUCGACCAAUGGCUAUUUGGAAUGCAAUGGAUAAAAUACGCCCAUAUCAUGCUUUAAUAUUACUACUGCGUAAAAGUGAUUUACUCAGAGAUUAUCUCCCAACUGACAUUAAUCCAACACUGAAAGACUUCAUAAGUGCUUUAUCGCCAACAAUUAGCUUGUAUAAUUUGGCACAGCGGUUUCAUUCUCAGUCACAUUGUUUGAAUUUAGCCUUGUGGUUAAUUUAUCGUGGUCAUGCAUUGAUUGUUUAUCCAAUUGUCGCUAAUAAUAUGUAUAUUCUUGCACCUCAUUCUAAAGCUUGGUUCACACCUCAAUUAAUUGGUCAAUUUGCAACAUCGUUUCCUGAUGUCAACUUUGCUGAGCUUUUAACAUCGUUUUCGACAAGUUUUAUACUAAAAGAUCAUUUCGAUUCAUCCAAUUCUAUCGUUGACAACCUUCAUUAUGAUGGGGAUUCGGAUGUUGUUCGUAAUCGAUCUUCAAAGACAUCAUGGACAAACUUACCCUUAACGGAAAAAAUAAAUUUGAUUGCUUGGCUACUUCGACGUCGGCUCAUAAUACAAGUUCAUCUCUACAUAUUCCCGACAUUUUUAUCCAAUAACAAUGUAAGUGAAACGAAUAUGUUCAAUGAUAUCAAGAAUAUUUCAAAACAUUUUGAGGGUGUACAUAUGUCCAAUAAUAGUGUUAACAGUACAAUACACAGUAGUAGUAAUAGUAGCAGUGAAUACGACAGUGAUGAAACCACAUCAGAAGUAAAAGGUAGUAAUAAUUUAGAAGUCGAUUCCACUAUUUUUAAUCUUGAUGAAUUGUGUAAAAAAAUACCAAAAGAUGUCUUAUGUGAAUUAACCAAUAAUUUACCUGUUGAAUCUCAACAAACAUUACUUCUAUCUAUUUUGAGCCAUCCUGGAGCAAUACAAAAUAUCUCACUUCUUCGAUUAUUUGGACGAAUUUUACCUCAUCUUCCAGCUCACUUAGAAGAAAUUAUGUUUAAAGAACAAAUAAAACGAUCCACUCUAGUUGAAUGCAUUGAAAGAUUUGCCCCAUUCUUGGCCACAGCCAGACUUCCAGAUCCUGUCACGUCUUGUUUUGCUGGAAUACCAUGGCCGAACUAGUAUUACUCGUUUAUUUAUAUUCAGUCUGUGUAAAAACAAAAUUUGAAACGCAUCACAUUAAAAUCUGAACUCAAAGUUUUCUUAUUCGCCUUAAUUCCAUCGUUUGUUGUCAAAAAAUGUACAGCUAAGUUCUAUGCAACAAUUUUAUUUGACCUCAUCGUACAAUUUUGUAUCAAGUGUUUUCCUACGUUAUAAUCCCCACUUGACGCAACAAUAAAGACAAAUCUCACAGUCAAACUACCUUAUCUGAAAUUCAUUAAUUUCGGUUUACUAAAGUAUGCUCGAAGAACAUUAUUGUUCUUGCAAAAGUUAUAUCCUUACACAUCUUGUUCCAUAUGACUUGGUAACAUAAUUGUAAUGAAUAUUAGUCUAUUGUUUACUUGUGAUAUCUACUUUAUAAACAUAUACAUACAGUUUUAAAGUGUUUAGAUGUACAUCCACCUUUUUUAUAUUAUCAAAGAAUACUUUUAAUAUUUGUUUUGCUAAAUCGUUUUCUAUGUUUAUACAUCGUAUUCAUAAAUUUAUUUAAUUAGAAAACAUUUGUUCAUUGGAAUUUAUGAAAACAGAAUCAUUUUAUGGAUGAAAGAAAUUGCUUUGUAAAGAAAAUACCUGGUCUGAUUGAUUUUCUUCAUAGUCCAUUAAUAUUGGUUUAAAUCUUUAAAAUGAAAGAUUAUACUUUGUUUUUGAUGCUCUCAUUGGAUUCGAUACAAGUAGUUGUCAAGUGAUAAGUCUUAAUGGUGAUGGUUUUUUCCGGAGCUUUACUUUCUUCUUAAUUACUUCAGUGUGUGAAAAAGUCCAUGCUACUAAUUUGUUUGCUAAUUUAAAAAACUCUGUAUUCGUAAAUGUCAUUUUACGAAGAGAAUAAUUACAAUGGAAGAAUUAUUAAGUAUACCUGGGCGUAUUUAAUGUAUUCCAUCUUUGGCUACGAUAUUUGCACUUAAUGUAACUGACUUCAUGCCACAGUUCGUGCAUCGACGUUGCUACUAACACUUGAUUGUCAAGGAAAACAUAGUAACAGGCGAAUCUUAUGAAAAGCUCUUUUCUUAAAGUAUAUAGUACUUGCUCCUUGUUCUUAUUUUUGGACAGUUUAGAUGACCGAAUUAUCUCAAGGUAAGGAGCAUAACUUCUAUGCAUCAUUCAAUCCGUUUGUCUUAUAUACCUUUCGUUAUUGGCUUCCAUUGUUUUACGCUAAGUUAUCUGUUUACUGUUCAAAUCCAGAACUAUUCCACUCAAAGCUCUUUAGUCGAUUGUAUUGAAAGUAUUGAAUAUCAAUUAUUCUGCUCCUAAUAUUACACUAUUGAGCAAUCUAUAAAACUAGUUGUGUUUAAUUCAUACAAGAUUUAGUGAUCAGGGUACAAGAAUUAAUUUUAAUGAGGUAAUUGACUCUGUAGUCACGUAUAGAUUGAGAUAAGCAUCGAAUUCAAAUACAUUCAAUCUUAUUUCAGUAGAGAAGCAAGAGAUUCUGUUGUUUGACGUUUUGAAAUUAUAGAACUGUGUGUUCUCCACUCUGAUCCAUUUAGAGAUUCUUGAAACCCAUAUAAACUUAGUAACCAAUUUUUCCCAACACAGGUAACUGGUAGUAAGAUAAAAACUACCAAGUAGAGUAAAAUGACGCUAUUAAAGAGCAAAAUUGCAUUCUUUUACUCAUCGUGAUUUUUGUUCACUGUUACAUCCGUUUCAAUUCAGUGUGAUGAUUAUUCAGUGUAGUAUUUAUUUUGUUUUCCAGUGUGAUAUUUUGUUGGGUAUAACAUUAAUUUGUUUGAGUAUCAUGUAAGAUACGAUAUUCUUGUAUUACGUUGACGUGAUCUAUGCUUAACAUGAUAAUGCCAAAAUGAUUUGUUAUAACCCUGGGUACUUUUCAUGCAUGUGAUUCCAUCCUAAUUAAUAAUCAAAAUGAGUGUAUUUCUGACUAGGGUUGUCAUCGUGUUUUUGGGUUAAUAAAUCUUCACUUGUAACA